Molecule: messenger RNA, 2211 nt
Organism: Caenorhabditis elegans
Lineage: Eukaryota; Metazoa; Nematoda; Chromadorea; Rhabditida; Rhabditidae
Gene: F19H6.6
Exons: 3
Coding region: 1635-2186 (183 amino acids)
Source: RefSeq, marked reviewed
CACCCUCGUUGCCCUUUGCCUUGUUUCUGCCAUCAGCUCCAUCACCUUGCAACUCUGUCAAGAGUUCUGUGCUGGUGUCAAUGGUGGUGAAUCUUACGCAUUCUGCUCUCCAUGGAUCAGUUUUGCCACUCACAGAAACAAGACUUGCUACAAUCUCUGUGUUCAUAACUGUGCUGCUGUCUAUGAUGGUUCCUGCACAACUGAUAAAGACUUCAGAUGCUGCUUGAAAACUACUCCAGCCAAGAAACAAGAAUUCAAGAUGAGUGGUUGCAACAAGCUUUACAACAAUCUUUAAAUGAGUUCUCUGUUUGUUUUUCUUCAGUCAUUUUAAUUAAAAAAGAGUAAACCGUGAAAUAUGUACGAAAUGUUUUAAGAAGUGCAUUUCUGCAAAAAAAAACCUUUUGAAUUGAAACCGUCAUAAUGAAAUUAGAUAAAAAGACACCAUCACUUGAACAGUAAUCCUGGAGUCUGAAACAUCAUUUUUUGGAUUAUAUUGUUUCUCGUUGGCAAGUGGCUAAAAAUAAUUUUAAAAUUUUUGACUUGUACAAGGAAAAAUAGUUGAGCGAGACAAAUAUUACAAUCUUUAAAAUCGUGCCUAAUGAUUUUUUUUAAAUUUCAGUUUUGUUAUAAUAACAAAGUACUUAGGAUAUGACUUACUAUGUCUUCCCAGUGGAAGACUAUUGGAUAACAAACGUUUUAAUAUGUUAAACCUUCAAAAAAACAUAGAGUAUAUAGGUCUUGUUCGAACGAAAUAUGUACUUAUUUAUCCAGUGCCAUUAUUGAUUUCUUUCUACUGAUUAAAACAGUCAUAUACAUGUGUAGCAGGAGUGGGCGGCUAAUUCGGCUAAUAGCCGAAUCAGCCGUCAGCCGAUCUUUAGGGCUCUCUAGGGUAGGCUAGGGUCUGAGGUAGGGCUCUCUAGGGUCUGGGGCAGAGGUGGGCGGCUAAUAGCCGAAUUAGCCAAGUUCGUCGAUCAGCUAAUUUGGCUAAUAUUAGCCGAACUAGCCGUUAGCCGAAACUUUUGAAACACCGUUUCAGCCGAAUUAGCCGUUAGCCGAAAAAAAAAACGAUUAGCCGCCCACCCCUGAUGUGUAGUAGCUGUAUCCUGAAAUGUUUGCGCACGGUGCGCUAUUCAGUAUGUUACAAAGAAAAUAACUUUCCGUUUCAUUAAAUGCUUUCCACAAAAAACUACUGGUUUUUAUUUUAACGCUGAAAUUUGUUCAACACCUUGGAAAAGCACACCAAUCUCACGUGAAUUCAAACAACACCUCACUUUCGUAAUGCUCACACACACCUUGAAAACAUUUACAAAAAAACAUAUUUUUGUCAUUUUCCAGUAUUCUUUAGCUUUCCCUAUCAAUUUAAAAAUAUUUUGUUGCGUACAGUCAUAUUCGAGAAAACAACGAGACAAGGCAGAACUUGGUCAUUCCCAACCUUUCGAACAUUUAUCAAAAAAUAUCUUAUCACUUCCAACUAUUCGUUUUCUCUUGUUAAUUUCUUUGUCUAUCUAUACUUUUUCAUAUGAAACCGAGAAUCUUGAAAAAGUGACUGCUGGCGCCUCCCACUUUAUCCAUUCAUGCAAUUGAUGCUGUCAUAUUGCUGUGUCGUUUGAUUCUCGCUAUCACAAGUUUGAAAAAUGAACGAGACGCCCAACGAGCCUACACCGUCCAAAAUCGUAUGUGACAAAGUGACUAAACAAAUUGAAAUUCCAAAGAAUCUGACAAUGUCUGAAAUUCAAAUGCUGACACCGCCAUUUAUGAAAUCCGCGCCAAGGCCGAAGAUUCGCAUUCAACCACCAAUUAUAUCCCCUGUUCAACAUACGCCGAGUGAAAGAUUUGACAUCUGGGAAAAUUCAAGCUUCCAGAGCUCGCUUCAUCCUCCUGAGCCAACACUACAUUCUGGAAAUUGGUCAUCUGUGUCAAAUUCCACACCUAUCCCAAUUCCUAAAGUAACCCAAGUUAAGAAUGAUUUCGGGAAAACAAAGAGACGAACAAAGAAAUCAAUCAACCCAAAAAGAGUCGCAGCACAAAUCAAACUGAAAUAUCAAAACUCACAACUUCAGUCACAAACCCAGACAUCUCAACUGCCUUCAAGUUUCUCUAAUCCACCGUAUUAUCCUCAAGACCCUGCGCCUAUAACUCAUCAACAAACUGGAACUUCUGAUACGAAAACAUAUUGUUCACUUUAACAAAUAAACUGUAAAAAAAAAUCAA